AGAAGCAGGCAGGGCCAGGCUGAGCCGCUGCUCAACAGGCACCACCACUUCCUCUCUGCUCUGCUCCUCACUCCGCCCGCCCCCUCUCCCCUCUGUCUGGCGCCAACACUGUUUUUCCACUGGCUGGCUCGCUCCAUCCAUCUGGCAGAUUCUGCCUCCUUUCUGGAGUUAAACUUUUGUGAAGACACCACCAGCCCCCAGCCUGCUGCUCUCUCCCCAAAGCAGCAAAGCAGGAGGGAGCCUGCUGGGGGAUAGGGCCCCGCAGCGGCUGCCCUGGUAGGCUGCCCUCCCCGGAGGCCCACGCCCCGGGAGCUCCGAUGUCGAUGUCGUCGCGCCACUUGGAGAGCCCAGCCUGGCGGAGGCCAGGGCCACCGGUGCCCGCAGCUGACCCCAGGGAGCACCAGGCUGGCCACUGCAGGGGUAACAUGGCAAGACCAUGCCCUGUCUUCAGGUACCCACCAGCCUGCGCACUUCCCUAGUCCCACCAGGAACCAUCAGUCCCGGUUGCCUUCGGCCUCCACCCUUGCUGUUGGUCUCCCAGCUGACCUGUCACCAUGGCAGCCCUGAUCGCUGAGAACUUCCGCUUCCUGUCGCUCUUCUUCAAGAGCAAGGAUGUGAUGAUUUUCAAUGGGCUGGUGGCACUGGGCACAGUGGGCAGCCAGGAGCUGUUCACUGUGGUGGCUUUCCACUGCCCUUGCUCACCAGCCCGGAACUACCUGUACGGGCUGACGGCCAUCGGUGUGCCUGCCCUGGCGCUCUUCCUCAUCGGCGUCAUCCUCAACAACCACACCUGGAACCUGGUUGCCGAGUGCCAGUACCGGAGGACAAAGAACUGCUCGGCUGCCCCCAACUUCCUCCUUCUGAGCUCCAUCGUGGGUCGCGCAGCUGUGGCCCCUGUCACCUGGUCUGUCAUCUCCCUGCUGCGCGGUGAGGCUUAUGUCUGUGCUCUCAGCGAGUUCGUGGACCCCUCCUCACUCACAGCAGGGGAAGACAGCCUCCCACAGGCCCAUGCCACAGAAAUCCUGGCCAGGUUCCCAUGCGGGGAGGGCCCUGCCAACCUGUCAGGAUUCCGGGAGGAGGUCAGCCGCAGGCUCAAGUACGAGUCCCAGCUCUUUGGGUGGCUGCUCAUCGGUGUGGUGGCCAUUCUGGUGUUCCUGACCAAGUGCCUCAAGCAUUACUGCUCCCCACUCAGCUACCGCCAGGAGGCCUACUGGGCGCAGUACCGCGCCAACGAGGACCAGCUCUUCCAGCGCACGGCCGAGGUGCACUCGCGGGUGCUGGCUGCCAACAAUGUGCGCCGCUUCUUCGGCUUUGUGGCGCUCAACAAGGAUGACGAGGAGCUGGUUGCCAAGUUCCCAGUGGAAGGCACACAGCCGCGGCCACAGUGGAACGCCAUCACCGGCGUCUAUCUGUACCGCGAGAACCAGGGCCUCCCACUCUACAGCCGCCUGCACAAGUGGGCCCAGGGUCUGGUGGGCAAUGGCACAGCCCCAGACAACAUAGAGAUGGCUCUGCUCUCUUCCUAAGGGUCCUGUUCCCACACCCUCUGCCAGUGACACCACUUGGUCCCAAACUGAAUCCCACUGCCUGCUCACAUCACCAUCAGAGGGGAUUCUGUUUCUCAACCACAGCUUUUGGAGGAAACAAGCCAGGAAAAAGGAACACAACAAGCUGGGGUACAGAUGUGAGAGCCAGGAGACAACGUGGUCAGCUCUGGCAGGAAAGCUCUCAGACCUGAAGAAAUUCCCUCUCCUGUCACCACCAGCUACUUGGUCAACAGCUUUGGAUAAAAGACCCUUUCUCAGAACUGGUCCUUGCCCUGGCCAGCUGAGCCAGGUGACAAUGAAACUCACCAGCAGGCUCCUUGUACAGAACACUGUGCAGUUAAUUUGCAUGUAACUACGUAUGGACACCUGGCUCAGCUGGGAAAUAGCCCUCCAAUGUAUGCCUCCAGCUUUAUUUUAUAUACAUUUUUGAUAAAGCUUUUUUUAGUAUAAA
Molecule: messenger RNA, 1998 nt
Organism: Camelus dromedarius (Arabian camel)
Lineage: Eukaryota; Metazoa; Chordata; Mammalia; Artiodactyla; Camelidae
Gene: CALHM2
Product: calcium homeostasis modulator family member 2
Exons: 3
Coding region: 555-1526 (323 amino acids)
Cellular component (GO): plasma membrane
Molecular function (GO): monoatomic cation channel activity
Source: RefSeq, a predicted model, not a curated record